Salmo salar (Atlantic salmon) is the source of this 5589-nucleotide messenger RNA. RefSeq names its product protein FAM13A. Lineage: Eukaryota; Metazoa; Chordata; Actinopteri; Salmoniformes; Salmonidae. Gene Ontology annotation, biological process: signal transduction. The record is from RefSeq and is a predicted model, not a curated record.
UGUGAUUCAGAACAGGGGGUUGUAAAACCAGGAAUCUCUUGUGUAGACUGGAGUCUUUACCCAUUGUUCCUCACUCUACCUUGGAUUAUUUUUGCUGUUGAUUGGGGACUUUUGGAUGGCACUAGUCUGGGUGAAAGGGUUUGCCAGCUUUGGGCAAGGUUUAGGCGGUGUUUAUCCGGGACAAGAGUGAAGAGAGGGAGAAGAAGGGAGGAGAAGGAGGGAGGAUAGUCAUUUUUCUUCAUCCUUCUUUUCUGCAGACUGCAGGCAUUUCCCUGAGAGAAUGGGGGCAGGAGCGCUCACCAUCUGUCACAACAAGGCUGCGGUGCAGAUCAAGCAAGACAUGAAGAAGAUGGUCCAGUUGCCCAUGCUGAGGGGGACCUCCAGGGGACCUCGAGGAGUGGAGGCCAGGGGCGGUAGGCUGUUCGGCGUGUCCCUGCUGGAGCUCAGGGAGCUGGGCCUCGUGAAGGAUGGCGUGCCCCUGGUGGUGCGGAGAAUGGUAGAGUUCCUCCGAGAACAUGCUCUUCAUCAUGAGGGUCUGUUCAGGGUCAACGGUAACGUACGGGCGGUGGAGGGGCUGAAACUGCGGCUGGAGAACGGUGAGGACGUGGACUUCCUGGUUGAGGCGGAUGUGUGUACAGUGGCCAGCUUGUUCAAACAGUACCUCAGGGACCUGCCAGAAGGCCUGGUAGACUCCACCGUACAGCCUGCCCUUAUACAGCAGCACCAGGAGUCCAGUGAGGAUGGUUUCUGCUCAGACCUGAGGGUCUUACUCCACCAGUUGCCAGACGUCCACUACAGCCUCCUACAGUACCUCUGUCUCUUCCUCACCCAAGUGGAUCAGCGCCACAGGGAGAACCGCAUGACCGCUCUCAAUCUGGCAACUGUCUUCGGCCCCAAUGUCUUCCAUGUGUCCUCUGGGUUCGAUGGGAUCCAGGAGCAGAACAUCUGUAAUAAGAUCAUGGCAAAGCUGAUCCAGAACUACAGCAGCAUAUUCAACAACAACUACCAAGAUGACGACCAUAAAGAAGAGCACUGUGUCUUCAAUAGAGAUGGAGACAGAGGAGAACACAUACAGGAAUCUCUACCCUCUAACAUCAUCAUUGUUAAAGAGGCCAAGGAGACCCCGGUGAAUAGGACAGAUACUGAGUCACCGAAAACACCCGGAACCACACCAAGCACUGCCACACACACUCAAAAGACACCUAUUCCAGUUCCCAGAAAGAAAAAGAAUGCUUCCAACAGUCCACCAGAUGACACGAAGUCCUCAAAAGAACUAUCCAAUGAAAAUCCAAUCAUAACUCCAAGGAAAAAGAAGGUGAGGAAAGUAAAGCGCGAGACAGCGACGGUGCUCCGAGCCGCGCCCCUUCCCAGUCUCUCUCCUGGGCUGCCCUAUGUGAGGCCCCUGGUCCUACCCGUUCCCCUGGCCCCGGAGGUGAGGAGCCCCAGCCCUGAGAGGAUGGAGCUGACCCCACCGGGGGCCCCACAGGACCCUCGGGGACCAGCCACGGACGCCUGGGACGACAUCGCGGUCAAGACCACGGAGGUUCUGAACAGCUCCCAAGAGGAAGACAGCAGACCCAUAUCUCCUUUCUACAUAAGCAACCACCUCUCAUCUGUCCAGUGUAGAUCUGACCUGACUAAUAUUCUGGAGAGGACCAUCAGGUCGGCAGUGGAGCAGCAUCUCUUCGAUGUGCACAUGUGCGGAGGAGGUCAAAGUACGACGGAGGAUUCCGAGUCGACCGGGUGCUCCUCGUCGCCCGAGGUAACCCCGACGGCACGGCAGAGACGUCGGCACCAGAGGGAGCAGGAAGAGGCUCAGAGACACCGGGACAGGAGCAGAUCAUCGUCUCUGAGGGAAAGAGACAUCAACAAGGAGAACAUCCCAGCGGUCGGCAGCGUUAGCGUAGCUAGCAGCUGUGGCGUUAGUGUGGGUGAGGAAGGAGUCAGGAGGGACUACCAGACUAGCCAGGGAGGGCUCCACCACGAGGGCCCCAGACCCAGGAAGCCUAAACACUGCCACCAGAGCCCCACGCUUGGCCAGCUUAGUGACAACCAGGACCCCCACGCGCUAAAAGAAUGCAUGUCAAGAGUACAUGACAAACCCGGGACAAACAACAUGGAGUCAUCAGAUAACCGAAAUGACAGUCAAAGAAAGGACCCCAGUCUUCCUCUAACUCCUUCAUGGACACGACUCAGUAGUAUGAAGAUCCAGGAGCUGCCUAGUAGCUGUGAAACGGCCGACAGGAGGGGGGUCAUCGUCCGGAGUUCGGACCAGGAAUGCAGCGAGGAAGUACCCCGCUUGGACCUGUCGGUGCUGACCGACGAUAACAACUGGGGAGAUUCCCUAUUCUUUAGCGCUCCGUUCCUUGAUUUCAAAAGUGUUUUCCAGUCGAGUUAUUAUGAGGAGCCAGUCCCGGCCUACUCGUCGUGGCAACGGGAGAGCAUGGACAGCGAGGAGGCGUGCAUUUCGCCCCAAGUGGGGGGCCGCCUGAUUCGCCAGCUGAUUGAAGAGGACAGCGACCCCAUGCUGUCCCCCCGUUUCCACGCCUACGGUCAUUGCCAGCAGUACAUAGAUGACACUGAGGUGCCACCCUCGCCGCCCAAUGCACACUCCUUUGCCAGUCGGAGGAGGAGUUCCUCUCUGGGCUCCUGCGGUGACGACGACCAGCAAGAGCUGACCUCAGCCCAGCUCUCCAAGAAGAUCCACGGUCUCAAGAGGAAGAUCCACAAGUACGAGGAGAAGUUUGAGGAGGAGCGCAAAUACAGGCCCUCACACAGUGACAAGGCUGACAACUCAGAGGUCCUGAAGUGGAUGAAUGAACUGGCCAAGCUCCGCAAAGACCUGAAAGAGCACAAGCUCCACAAGUCUGAGGAGGACCUCCCUCCGCUGACCCGCCAGCGCAGCAACACCCUGCCCAAGAGCUUUGGCUCCCAGCUGGAGAAGAAGCCCCAACAGGAGAAGGCGCCCAAGCCCCCGGUAGAGAACACCCUGGAGGGCGUCCAGAACAAGCUGCAGGAGAAGAGGGACGAGGUGGGGCGCCCCGAGGACGUCAAGGAUAUGACCCGGGAGCAGAUCGGCGCUGAGAAGGUGGCCUUACAGAAGGCUCUCCUGUACUACGAAGGCAUCCACGGUAGACCGGUUACCAAGACUGAGAGACAGAUCAUGAAGCCCCUGUACGACAGAUACCGCCUGGUCAAACAGAUCCUCUGCAGAGCUUCCACCAUCCCCGUCAUUGCCUCCCCCUCCAGCAAACGCAGAGGUCCUCAACUUCAGCCCAUUAUCGAGGGCGAAGCCGCGCUCUUCUUUGACGACAUCAAGGAAGAGGAGGAUGGCUCUGAGGAUGACUCUGAGUCCAACAACAAGCCCCAGUGCCAGAUCACAGGGACAGUGCGUCCAGACUUCAGUAUGCUGGGCUUCCUGGACCAGCUGGAGGAGGAGACGGACGGCUUCAUCUCGCCCGUCGACGAGCUCUCGCCCUCCAAGAACACCACCGACAUGCGUCUGUCCAACCUGCAUUCGGCCACCAUGCCGGAACUAGUGGAGCAGCUACAAGAGGCCCGGGAGGAAAAAAAGAGAAUCCGCAAGAACCUAAGAGAGUUUGAAGAUCAAUUCUUCAGGCAAAACGGCAGAAACGUGCAGAAGGAAGACCGCUCUCCUUUGGCGGUAGAGUAUAACGAAUACAAGCACAUCAAAGCCAAGCUUAGGCUGAUAGAGGUUCUCAUCAGCAAAGGAGAUGCCUCUAAGUUCCUCUAAAGAAAAUAAAACAUCACAGACUGACAGAGGAAUGAAUGAGGCUCAGUCUCAAUAAGAGAUGAACCACACCAGCCCAUGGAAAGGAAAACCAUCCAUAGCAAAACAGAUACACCUCAUCAUCCCUCACAAUAUUUGUAUUUUCUUUCUUGUGCCAAUUGUGCCAUAGACACAUUUGGCUUCAGGAGAUGCCAGCAUGUUGCCCCCUGAUUAAUCCCAACUGUAGAAGGGAAACGGUAUGGCUUAGUUACUGACCUGAGAGGUGUUGGAACUGACAUGUGUAGGUGCUGCCUCGGAGGCUACUCCAUCUUGUCUGUUUCCCUCGUAUAGAAGAAGAACCCCGGAACUCAAAAUGUCGGGCAUCUUUGAAUGAAUACUAACCUAACGUAGCAGGCCUUAAAAGACGCCUGAGCAGAGUCCCCACAUCGGUUUUUCAGGGGAAGUGGAGGAAAAUACUGUAUCCCUGAAAACCGGAAACAUCCGCAUUUUCCUGCCUUCGCAGAGAGUGGACCAAAACCAACCUUUUUUCAAAGGAAGAUUUUUUUUAAACAUUUUUGUGCAUCUUGAUAUUGAUUGAUACCAAGAUCUACCCUACAUUGAAUAGUCAUCACUAAUUUAAAGGAUACAUUUACGAAGUGUUGUAUUGAUUUAAUUUAUUUUUCUUCCUUUGAAUGUUUAUAUGGUAGUUCAUAUAGACUUUUAUAUUGGAUUUUUAAAAAGUCUUAAAAUGUGGAGUAUAACAUUAGAUUUUGAAUUAUGUACUUUAAGGUAUUGCCAUUUUGAGAAACAAGAUUUUGUAAUCAGACAAAUUAAAUGAGGGGAUUGUGUAUUUUUGUAAGGGAGACAGACAGUUACAAUCUGCUUGCAAACAACCAAUCAGAGAACCAGUCUAGCAGAGUUUAGCCAAUGGAUGGAUUUUUUUAAAUGUAACUCAUGAUUGGUGCCAUAUGCCACAUUCAUGUGUAAGUCGGAAAUAGGAAACUCUGAAAUAUCCGAAUUGCAAACUGGUUGAACGCUGCACAUGUAUAACUACAACCAGUUAGCAAGUCGAACAUUUCCGACGUUCCUAGUUCCGACUAGCACGUGAACGUGGCAAUAAUCUCGACGUUAACCUAGGAAAAACAGUUGUCGUCAUCAUCAAUGCUUAUAUUUGUUUGUUUCCAGAAAUGGUGUGUAUUUUUAGCAUAACUAUGAGGAAAUGUCAGAGGAGCGUACAUUUGUUUAAACUGAGAACUAGAAUACAAAACAAAUAGUCUAUGAUGUGUUAUUAUGAUCCAAAGAAAAUGACUGAUUGCAUACCAAAAUAGUGUAGUGGAUCAAUGUAUACAAUUUAAUUAAUUAUUGUGAUCAUAUUCAUCAGUCACUUAUGAAUUUGACUGCUUGUAUAUUAUUUUGCAUUGUUGUGUUUUAUCUUUUCCUAUUCACUUUGUGUGAAAAUAAGCUAUCCUGUCUUGAAAUCAGUGGUAUAUUUUUGCUUGCACUUUUCAACACCGACAAGGGCCAUUUUGUGUGGAACAUCCAUCCUUAAAGAAAAGUCCCAAUAACUAUCAAAAUGGCCGCCAAUACUCAACCAAGGCAUGCUUUCUUUCUCUAUGUAGGUAUUUUAUCAUAGCCUAUUUGUUCCUUGUAAAUAUGGAUCCAGAUCUAUGUUUACAUUGCUAAGUGAGCAAGUACAUUUUUCCUUUUUCUCCAAAAUGGAUCAUUUUAACAGUGACUUUCGUUUUUAUUGAAUGUAAAACACUGGUGGACAUAAUUAAUUAUGGGUGUGUACAUUUUAGUACAUAAAUUGUAUAUGUAUUUUGUAUAUAUAAUAUAAAACCAAACAUAUUUUUACUGAG